Molecule: messenger RNA, 1670 nt
Organism: Aegilops tauschii subsp. strangulata
Lineage: Eukaryota; Viridiplantae; Streptophyta; Magnoliopsida; Poales; Poaceae
Source: RefSeq, a predicted model, not a curated record
ACAAAGGAAUAGGAAAAAUGAAGGAUUUGACUGCCAUGACAUAGCCAAUCCUAUGGAAUGCAAAUCCAGAGGAACUGGUAACAAAGUGCCUUUGGCUGCAUCAUAGGAGACGUACAGGAAUCCUAUACAAUAAAGUAUUAUUAUUUCUAUUUGUAAGUCUGAUGUUUUUCAAACUUCCAACGGCUAGUGCAGUCAACUGCCUGAAGUAGCCGUUAGCAGCAAGUGCCUAUAUAACCUGAUGCUACUCUCUACAACGGAUAGCUCUUUUCCCUGCCCACAGCAUUUGCUGCCUGUGCUCUAUUCUUUCAUCUUCCCCUUGCUGCCUGUGCUCUAUGCUUUCAUCUUCCCCUUGCUGAAGAAACCACCAAGCAUAUUUGGCUCAUUUGUUGCUGCACACCAUGAAUCCAAGCUACCGUCGUAGAUCAGAAAGUGACUAUGAAUUUAUUCAUUUUGUACUUCCUACUUUAGAAGAUGCAUCACAAUCUUCUUCUAGUAAGAAACCAAUGCAUACAUCAAAACUUUCGGGGGCUUGGCGUGUUCAGGAGAUUUUAACAGGGCAUGAAAGCUUAUGCAAAAGGACUUUCCGCAUGGAAGUGGACAUUUUUCAAGCACUUGUUGACAAGUUGCGUGAGAAAAAACUCCUUGCUGAUUCAAAAGUACUAGCAGUAGAAGAGCAAGUGGCAAUAUUUUUGUAUGCAGUAUCCAAAAAUGCAACAAAUGAAACCCUACAGGAUUGGUUUCAGCAUAGUGCAGAAACAAUAAGCCGGCGAUUUGGAUUAGUGCUUGAUGCGAUCACACGGCUCACAAAUGUCUAUAUACGUCCACCUUCCCUCAACCCACAUCCAAUCUUGAGCAAACCACAAUUUUACCCUUUCUUUCAGAAUUGCAUUGGUGCUAUAGACGGAACCCAUAUUCCUAUGUUCCUAUCACCAGGCCAACAAGAACCAUACCGGAACAGGAAACAAACGCUCUCACAAAAUGUCAUGGUUGCUUGUGACUUCGACUUAAAAUUUGUGCAUGUACAUGCUGGGUGGGAAGGAUCAGCUUCUGAUGCAAGAGUUCUACAAGAUGCACUAAAUCAUGGUUUUCAUGUACCUCAUGGUAAAUUUUACCUUGUUGAUGCUGGUUAUGCAAACACACCCCAAUUUCUUGCUCCAUACCGUGGUACUAGGUAUCAUCUAAAAGAACAAGGAGAAGCACGUCAAAGGCCACAAAAUUACAAGGAAUUGUUCAACCUUCGUCAUGCUCAACUUCGGAAUCAUAUAGAGAGAAUUAUCGGCAUACUAAAAAUGAGAUUUCCUAUCCUGAAAGUUGCUGCACAUUAUUCAGUUGAUAAACAAAUUGACAUAUUUGUGGCUUGUUGUGUUCUGCACAAUUUCAUACGCCUACACAAAGGAGAUAUGGAGUGGCCCAAAGAUGCUCCCAUGGAGAUUGACCCGAACCAGAUUGUUGAUGUGCCAAAUGGAGACCACGACUAUCAUGGUGAUAUACAUGCAUUUAAUUAUUCCAGACAAGCAGGAAAUCAAAUGCGAGAUCAUAUUGCACAAGGAAUGUGGAACCAGUAUGUAUCACGCAGAGCUUGACAUGUAUAUGUAAAGUGAAGAUAUGAUAUGCAAGUUGUAUUACCAUUCAUGUGCUUCUGAUAUUGAUAUUCUACUUCAUUAAGUUAA